Molecule: messenger RNA, 2283 nt
Organism: Acomys russatus (golden spiny mouse)
Lineage: Eukaryota; Metazoa; Chordata; Mammalia; Rodentia; Muridae
Gene: Dusp4
Product: dual specificity phosphatase 4
Exons: 4
Coding region: 441-1625 (394 amino acids)
Biological process (GO): endoderm formation; negative regulation of MAPK cascade; protein dephosphorylation
Cellular component (GO): nucleus; cytoplasm
Molecular function (GO): protein tyrosine/threonine phosphatase activity; MAP kinase tyrosine/serine/threonine phosphatase activity
Source: RefSeq, a predicted model, not a curated record
UCCCUCCCCCGGGAGAGCCGGCGAGCAUUAAUAAAUCUCUAAACCGGGGAGGAAACUCUGGCUGGGGUAGUGCGCGCAGCUCCGGCUGGCUGUUAGGGGAAACAGCGGCGCCUGAGAAGGUGACGGCAGGAGCAGCCCAGCUAGCAAAACAUACUAGAGGCAGCAAACCGAGAGGAGUCCCCUCUUGUAAACACACUCUUCUCCUUAGCCGCUAUCUUGCGGGUCGCGCGCCUGCCUGCUUUGGCGCCGGAGAAGGUUCGGACUGCUAUGUAACGUCGAGGCUGCGGGAGGAAGAAGAGGUGUAGGGGAGAAGAGCCUGGGGCCAAGUUUGCUGCUACUUCGGCAGGCGCCCUCUUAGCCUUUCCCUGCUCCUUGUAGCUUAGCUGGCCUGAGUGCCCUUGGCUUUCUCCAGCUCCCCAGCUGCUGCGUUUCCCGGCGACAUGGUGACGAUGGAGGAACUGCGGGAGAUGGACUGCAGCGUGCUCAAAAGGCUGAUGAACCGAGAUGAGAACGGCGGCGGCGCGGGCGGCAGCGGCAGCCACGGCGCCCUGGGGCUGCUGAGCGGCGGCAAGUGCCUGCUGCUAGACUGCAGACCGUUUCUGGCGCACAGCGCGGGCUACAUCCGAGGCUCGGUUAACGUGCGCUGCAAUACCAUAGUGCGGCGGAGGGCCAAGGGCUCGGUGAGUCUGGAGCAGAUUCUGCCCGCCGAAGAAGAGGUGCGCGCUCGCCUGCGCUCUGGCCUCUACUCGGCCGUCAUCGUCUACGACGAGCGCAGUCCGCGCGCCGAGAGUCUCCGGGAGGACAGCACGGUGUCGCUGGUCGUGCAGGCUCUGCGCCGUAACGCGGAACGUACAGACAUCUGCUUGCUUAAAGGUGGCUAUGAGAGGUUUUCCUCUGAGUACCCAGAAUUCUGCUCCAAAACCAAGGCCCUCGCAGCCAUUCCGCCACCUGUGCCCCCCAGCACCACUGAGUCCUUGGACCUGGGCUGCAGCUCCUGUGGGACCCCACUACACGACCAGGGGGGUCCCGUGGAGAUCCUCCCUUUCCUCUACCUCGGCAGCGCUUACCAUGCUGCCCGCAGGGACAUGCUCGACGCCUUGGGGAUCACAGCCCUGCUGAACGUGUCCUCCGAUUGCCCCAAUCACUUUGAGGGACAUUUCCUGUACAAGUGCAUCCCGGUAGAAGAUAACCACAAGGCUGAUAUCAGCUCCUGGUUCAUGGAAGCCAUCGAGUAUAUUGAUGCAGUGAAGGAGUGCCGAGGGCGAGUGCUGGUCCACUGCCAGGCCGGCAUCUCCAGAUCAGCCACCAUCUGCCUGGCUUACCUCAUGAUGAAGAAGCGCGUGAGGCUGGAGGAGGCUUUCGAGUUCGUCAAGCAGCGCAGGAGCAUCAUCUCGCCCAACUUCAGCUUCAUGGGGCAGCUGCUGCAGUUCGAGUCUCAGGUGCUCGCCACAUCCUGCGCUGCCGAGGCUGCCAGCCCUUCGGGCCCCCUGCGGGAGAGGGGAAAGGCCACUCCCACCCCCACCUCGCAGUUUGUCUUCAGCUUCCCUGUGUCUGUGGGUGUCCACUCGGCCCCCAGUAACCUGCCGUACCUGCACAGUCCCAUCACCACUUCCCCCAGCUGUUAGGACCAGUCUCGGAACACCAAGGCCAGCAUCAGGGGGACCCCCCUGCCAGGGUUGUGCUAGCCACAUGAGGGCAGCAAGUAGGAACUGGCCAGUGGGGGACCAGGUGACCAUGCUCUGUCCCCACCCAUUUCUCCUUGGCCAAUAACAGGGCCAGCUAGAAUGGCAAUAAGACUUUAAAUACACAUUAAAAACAAACAAAACACUCCAACGUAGAGCAAUAACGUCGGCUGCAGCCAGGGAAGACUUGGUGUAUGUGUCGGUUUUUACUUUGCAGGUAGAUGUUUACCUCAUUUUUUUUUUUUGAAAGCAGUCAAGCUUGAAGUUGUGAAACCCCACAGAUCCUGGCAAAUGUGCCCAACCAAUUUUAUUAAGUAGAGAGGGAAAGGAAAGAGGAGAGAAUGGGUUUGCCAGAAGUGCCUGGUUCUAUGUGCUUGUUCUAUUGUUGCAUUCGCAGGAAUUUUGUUCCAGAUCUUCUAGGCCACUUCUAAUUAGUCAACAGCUGAAUAAUUAUGCUUAAUCAAUAUUUGAGAACUUCAUUAGGAUGUAUGUGCAGGAGUCCCAUGACUUUGGAAUGCAUUUCUGUUGAGGUCAUACAGUAGAGCACAGAAACACACAGGUGUACUGGCAACAAGGAAGUAAGUGGCCAGUCUGGGUUUCU